Molecule: messenger RNA, 765 nt
Organism: Dendronephthya gigantea
Lineage: Eukaryota; Metazoa; Cnidaria; Anthozoa; Malacalcyonacea; Nephtheidae
Exons: 2
Coding region: 1-765 (254 amino acids)
Source: RefSeq, a predicted model, not a curated record
AUGGUGAGUGAGCUGAAUUCGAGUGGCGUAAAUAUUGAGCCAAGUGAAUUUGACCUGGCAAUGGAAGACAUUGUAGGUCAAUUUGCAAGUCAAGAAGAAAAUAUGUUAAAGAUUAAAGAAGCCAAAGAGGCUGCAAACUUGUAUAGUAAAACAGAGGCGGAAAACAUACGUCUAUCAGCCAUGGAGACUUUUCACGAGAGAGCAAGCAAAGACCAAGAUUCUGACGAGGAAGAAGAUAGUUCCUCCUCUUCAUCAGGCGUUUACCACUCUGCCAAGAAAUGCAGAUCGAAUGUUCUGGAUUAUUUGCUGAAAUCAUCUGAGUCUGAAAAAGAAAUUAGACAACAAGAGCCUAGAAGUAAAGAAGAUGGAAAUAGAGAUUCAGAAACAAGAAUUGGAAGUGCAAAAGAAACGAGAGUCUCGACCUCGAAGGGCGCAGUUGAAGGUGUUCUUCUUAAAGGCGAAGACGAUGAAGGCAUCGCUAGUGCAGAGCGUGAUGGUGAUGUCGGUGAUCGGACUAACAGUGAACGCGUUUUCGAGGAUGAAUGCGACUUCGAGGAUGAAUGCGACUUCGAGGAUGAACGCCACAUCGAGGAUGACGUCGAGGGUGAACGCGACGUCGAGGGUGAAAGCGACCUUGACGAUGAACGCGACUUGGAUAAUAAACGCGAACGCAAAGGCGAACGCGACCUCAACAGUGACUUUGACCUUGAUCGCGAUCUCGAGCUACACGUAUCGCUGCUGAUGGUCCGUCGCUUUUUCUUUUGA